CUCGCACGUGCAAUAAUUGUCGAGCCGGCUCAGUUAAAACCACCUCUUGUCCAUUGUACCGCGACAGUCGACCGUACUACCUUCGCGGGCGAAGUACGCCACCACACGGCCGAACAACUUCACAAUACGCGCGGAAAAAAUCGUAAACAAAAACUAACCAACUAAAUGGUUCAACUACCAAUAAAAAAUAUAGGUCAAAAAUAGAACAGCCUAUAUGGAGCGCGCGCUGUAGUUCGAAUCUUUAAAAGUGCGCGGUUUUUAAGUUUAGUUUUUUUUUAGUUUAAUUUUGCAGUGAAAAUGGGUUUGAAGCCGGAAGAUGAUAAGAGGCCGAGCAAGAUGGCGAUUAUGGAUGAUGUUUCGGAUACACCACGCGGCUUGGGCACACGGCACUUCGUCACUUUCAUGUUGUUCCUCGGCAUGGCCAACGCCUACGUCAUGCGGACCAACAUGUCAGUGGCCAUCGUGGCCAUGGUCAACCACACGGCGCUGCCGACAACCCACGAGGCCACGGACGACGAGUGCGGCGUGGACACUAGGAACAGCACUGUGACAAUGCAGGACGGAUCAUUUGUAUGGAGUUCCACUCUGCAGGGCUACAUCCUGUCUUCGUUCUUCUACGGAUACGUCCUAACACAGAUCCCGUUUGGAAUUUUAUCAAAGAGGUUCGGAGCUCGCUUCUUUCUCGGUGUUGGUAUGCUGAUCAACUCAGUCUUCGGCUUACUGGUGCCCAUUGCGGCUGAGAGAGGCUACCAGUGGCUCAUCUUAGUCCGCUUUAUCCAGGGUCUCGGUGAGGGUCCUAUAGUGCCGUGCUCUCACGCCAUGUUGGCCAAGUGGAUUCCACCCAACGAGAGGAGUAGAAUGGGAGCCGCGGUUUAUGCUGGAGCACAAUUCGGCACAGUCAUCUCAAUGCCGCUCUCCGGUCUCCUGUCCGAAUACGGCUUCUCUGGCGGCUGGCCGUCCAUCUUCUACGUGUUCGGUCUCGUGGGCACGGUGUGGUCACUGGCCUUCUUGUUCCUCGUGUCUGAGGAUCCGGAGCACUGUCCCAAGAUUAAGGAGGCUGAGAAGAAGUAUAUUCUCAGUUCGCUUUGGGGCGCUGCUGGGUCUAGCUCGCCACCGAUCCCGUGGAGCAAGAUCCUGCUGUCCAUGCCGUUCUGGGCGAUCAUGCUGGCGCACAUGGGCCAGAACUACGGCUACGAGACCCUGAUGACGGAGCUGCCCACCUUCAUGCGGCAAGUCCUGCACUUCUCCAUCAAAGAUAACGGCUUCGUAUCCGCCCUCCCGUACCUGUGCAUGUGGCUAUUCUCAAUGUUCAUCUCCGUGGUCGCCGACUGGAUGUUGUCCAGCGGACGCUUCAACCACACGCAAGUCAGGAAGAUUAUCAACAGUAUUGGUGAAUACGGCCCCGCUAUCGGCCUCUUCAUAGCCGCGAACACCGGCUGCGAUAAGUCCGCCACCGUCGCCAUCCUGGCCAUCGGUGUUGGUCUCAACGGUGGUAUCUACUCUGGAUUCAAGGUGAACCACUUGGACAUCUCGCCGCGCUUCGCCGGUAUUCUGAUGGCGUUCACCAAUUGUCUCGCCAACUUGACGGGUCUAUUGGCGCCCAUCGUCGCUGGAUAUAUCAUUGAGGGCAAUCCAUCGCAAGCUCAAUGGCGCAAAGUAUUCUACAUCGCCGGGGGUAUCUACAUAUUCGCGGCUACCUUCUACAACGUGUUCGGCUCCGGCCGAAGACAGGAGUGGGACAACCCUGCCGAGGACGCGGCCCUGGCCCAGAAGGCGGCCGACAAGAAACAAGCCAAGGUAGACAAGAAAAUGGCGAAAGACGGUAGUGAAGCUGAGACGGCACAGUGAGAGUUCAAAAUGGCGGAUUGCGUUAGAGUUGCCAGCUGAAU
This is a messenger RNA of Cydia amplana, 1889 nucleotides long. RefSeq names its product putative inorganic phosphate cotransporter (gene Picot). The record is from RefSeq and is a predicted model, not a curated record. NCBI's taxonomy places the organism in Eukaryota, Metazoa, Arthropoda, Insecta, Lepidoptera, Tortricidae. Gene Ontology annotation, molecular function: transmembrane transporter activity. The transcript has 11 exons. The coding region runs from base 298 to 1848 and encodes 516 amino acids. Gene Ontology annotation, cellular component: membrane. Gene Ontology annotation, biological process: transmembrane transport; monoatomic anion transport.